Molecule: messenger RNA, 1356 nt
Organism: Eimeria acervulina
Lineage: Eukaryota; Apicomplexa; Conoidasida; Eucoccidiorida; Eimeriidae
Product: vacuolar protein sorting-associated protein, putative
Exons: 8
Coding region: 1-1356 (451 amino acids)
Biological process (GO): intracellular protein transport; vesicle-mediated transport
Cellular component (GO): Golgi membrane
Source: RefSeq, a predicted model, not a curated record
AUGGGGCGAGAAGAUUUGCUGCGUUUAUGUCGGCAGCAUUUGCAGGCAAUGCUGCGCGCUGCAGCGGGCCUAAAAGUGCUGCUGUUAGACAAUGAAACUGUUGCUGCAGUCUCUUGUAUUUUGUCUCAGUCAGAUAUUCUGCAAAAAGAAGUUUUUCUUGUAGAAAGACUUGAUUCGUUUACACCGGGAAACUAUGAGCACCUCAGCACUGUUUGCUUUGUACGCCCCACAAAUCAAAAUCUGCUGCUGCUGCUGCAGCUGCUGCAGCAGCAGCAGCUGCCCCCACACCAUCAGCUGCAGCAGAUGCCGCAACAGCAGCAGCAGCUGCAAGACCUGCACCACCUACACCAUCUGCAGCAGCAACAGCAGCAGCAGCAGCAGCAACAGCAGCAGCUGCAGCAGCUGCAACAGCGACGUAUUAAAGAUCUUCACUUAUUCUUCUCUGCUUCUCUUCAAAGACAGUCAGAUACACUCAAACGUCUCGCCCGUCAUGAUUAUGCAGACAAGAUAGCACAGGUGUUUGAAUUGCUGAUAGACUUCGUUCCUCUCAGCCCUCGUCUUUUCUCUCUCUGCAUUCCGGCGGUCUCUCAGCUGCAGGCGAUGGUUCACGAGUUAAUCGGCAUUAAUUUAAACAGAGUCAAUUUGAAGAAAGUUCAAACAAAUAACACAAAAACAAACGCAAAUGAAGAAGUCAAGGAAAUUCUCCUCUCGCAAACGCACGACCCCUUCUAUGCAGAGACAAAGUCGUACGACCAUGUGACGACAGCAGAGGAGUUGAGGGAUAUCGUUGAAAAUUUACCCGAGUGCAAACAGCUGUCAGGCUCUGUAUUGAAGCACAUAACGCUGGUGCACGAAUUGUCGCGAGUUGUGCGGGAGCGACGCCUUCUCUUUUUGUCGGAGUUAGAACAGCGCAUGGCGACGCACAGAAAUAAACAAGAAGAUUUCGCUGAAAUUAAAAAUAUUAUUACUCAAGAACACAACGUCUCCCUACUCGAUAAACUCAGACUCGUGUUGCUAUUCGCAGUCAGAUAUGAAGACAGAGCGAAGACGAACGCGCUGAGGAUGGAGCUGCAGCAGCAGCAGCAGCAGCACGGCAUUGACAGCAGCAGCAGCAGCAGCACGAGCUUGUCUUUAAUUGAUGCUAUAGAGCUGUACACAUCAAACAGCAGCAGCAGCAGCAGCAACAGCAGCAGCAGCAGCUUCCAGCAGCAUCUGCAGCAAGGAAAGAAUCUGCUACAAACUGCGAAAAACCUCGCAAAGGGCAUCCAAGGCGUGAGUAAUGUCUACACUCAGCACAAAAGUCUUCUUUAUUCUGUUGUGGAUUCUCUUCUUAAAGGUGAAGCAUUAAUUAAUUAA